Messenger RNA from Lentinula edodes (shiitake mushroom), 2699 nucleotides. Its product is annotated as atypical/PIKK/PI3K protein kinase. Gene Ontology annotation, biological process: phosphatidylinositol-mediated signaling; autophagy of peroxisome; autophagosome assembly. Bases 33 to 2600 code for a protein of 855 amino acids. Gene Ontology annotation, cellular component: phosphatidylinositol 3-kinase complex, class III, type II; peroxisome; cytoplasm. Lineage: Eukaryota; Fungi; Basidiomycota; Agaricomycetes; Agaricales; Omphalotaceae. The transcript is spliced from 11 exons. Gene Ontology annotation, molecular function: 1-phosphatidylinositol-3-kinase activity. The record is from RefSeq and is a predicted model, not a curated record.
CUUACGUAAGGUUAUGGUUCCGUAAAGUCUUCAUGGACAAGGACCAUCGAGAUGACUUUACUUUCGCCCGACUCUCAGACUUGAAAGUUCCUGUAACCCUUCGAAUAUCGCAAUUGGAAGGAAUUCGGAAACCACGAAGCUUUACUGAAGUGCUGGAGAAUCCUGACCUCAAAUUCCACGGCGUUCAGUCCUCGACACUGUCAGAUCUCUAUGUCAUUUGUCAACUCAUCGCGGAUAACAAACCUUUAACGAUUCCGUUUCGGACGUCUUUCAAAGCUUUCAAAAAUGCUUACAUUUGGAAUGAAUGGAUAACAUUUCCAAUCCGGUAUUGCGACCUUCCACUCAGUUCUCAAAUAACGUUCACCGUCUGGGACAUCGCCGGUCCAAGGUCCGCUGCUCCUGUUGGUGGGACAACCUUUAGGCUUUUUGGGAAAAAAUGGACGUUACGUCGAGGGAAGCAUCGUCUAUUGCUUUGGCCGGGAAUUGAGGCCGAUGGCUGUGUGGAUUCUGCAACGCCGAGCAAGAUUCCUGGAGCUACGGACGAAAUGGGACGAUUAGAGAAAUUGGUCAAGAAGUAUGAACGCGGUGACCUGCCAAAAUCAGAAUGGUUGGAUAAGAUUACAUUCAGGAAAAUGGAGGAAGUUCAUGCAGCAGAAACUCAGAAAUCCGAAACCCUAUUCCUAUACAUCGACCUCCCGCGAUUUGACUUUCCAGUGAUAUUUAGUGAACCCGAAUACCUAGCCAAUCCUACUUCAAGCUCAACCCUUUCUCGGCCACCGCUACCCCCGCCCCCACCGACGCCCUCCCAGCCCGUUUCCACUUCAUUUGCCUCGGACAAUACUCAUUUAUGGAGUAUCAUCGAUCCUGAAAUUGCGCGAGAGAAUCCCGUGGAGGACAAACAUCGACGACUAGUGCGCAGUCAUCGUAGUGGUCCUUACGAUCGUGAGUUGAAGCCUAAUGCUAAAGAUAGGGAUAAUAUCGGAGAAAUUCUCAAUUACGCGCCUAGCCAGCCUCUUAGUCCCGAAGAGAAAGACCUCAUUUGGAAAUUCCGCUUCCACCUCGCUCGAGAUAAACGCGGACUCACCAAGUUUCUCAAAGCUGUUACAUGGAGAGAUCCUUCCGAAGUCAAACAAGCUGUUGAAGAACUACUGCCUCAAUGGACCGAAAUUGAUAUGGACGAUGCACUAGAACUACUUGGUCCUGGAACGGUCGACUCCCGGGUCCGGGCAUUCGCUGUUAAGCAAUUGAUGAGAGCUGAUGAUGAUGAGCUUCUGCUAUACCUUCUUCAACUCGUCCAAGCGCUUAAAUUUGAAAAUGCCGCCACCGACCAGCGCUCUUCUAGAUCGGCAACUAAUGCAAUUUCUUACGACGACAGUGGCCUGACGGAUUUUCUUGUUUCGAGAGGAGUGCAGAAUCCUUUGCUGGGUAAUCGAUUGUAUUGGUAUCUGAUGGUUGAGGUUGCAUUGGAGGACAAGGUCAUCUCGAAGAUGUUUGGGCGUGUGGUAUUUAAAUUCAUGAACAAGAUCCUAGAGAUUGAGAAUGGAUCUGAUCGACGAGAGCUACUUCGCCGGCAAGGUCAACUUGUCGAAACACUUGCCAAGCGCGCACGCGAACUUCGAACAUCGAAGGACGGGACUGGAAAGAAGAAAGAGCGUUUACAAGCUCUCUUAGCAGACUCAAAGAACAAUCUUUCAUCCAUGGCGCCCCUUCCCUUACCUCUCAAUGCCCAAAUCGAAAUUAUCGGUAUCAUUCCGGAAAAAUCCUCCGUCUUCAAAUCCGCAAUGUAUCCUCUCCUCCUAUAUUUUCAAUGCUCUGAUGGCUCAGAAUACCCCGUCAUCUUCAAAGAUGGAGAUGACAUGCGUCAAGACCAACUGGUACUGCAAAUGUUCACCCUGAUGGAUCGGUUGUUGAGACAGGAAAAUUUAGAUCUCAAGCUCACGCCGUACGCGGUGCUCGCGACUGGACCGAUGCAGGGAAUGGCACAGUUUGUGCCCAGUAAGACGAUUGCGGCGAUCGUUAGCGAGUUUGGGAAUGUGCAGUCUUACUUAAAGGCGAAUUUUCCCGAUGAAGGGAGUGUGGGCACUUGGGGGAUUGAGCCAGGGGUCAUUGAUACGUUUGUCAGGAGCUGUGCUGGUUACUGUGUUGUAACAUAUCUCCUCGGGGUUGGUGACCGACAUCUCGACAACUUGCUUGUUGCUCCAGAUGGCCACUUUUUUCAUGUUGACUUUGGCUAUAUUCUCGGACGCGACCCGAAACCUUUCCCUCCAGCCGUCAAAGUCUGCAAGGAGAUGGUCGAUGGCAUGGGUGGAACUCAGUCCAGCCACUACAUGCGCUUCAAGUCCUUCUGCUUUACCGCAUUCACCAUUCUCCGCAAAAGUGCAAAUCUCAUACUCAACCUGGUUGUGCUCAUGGUUGACGCUAAUAUACCGGAUAUCAAUAAACACCGAGACGUACAGGAGCAGAUACAGGAAAAGUUUCGGUUGGAUUUGACGGAGGAAGAGGCGAUAAAGCAUUUUGAGAUGCUACUUAAUGAGACAAGUUAUUUCACUGUGAUGUUGGAUAGGAUACAUGAUCUUACGCAGCAGUAUUGGCGUACUUAAAUGGUCGACCAUUGCUUCAAAUGUGUAUACUAUUCAGAUUGUAUGCAUAUCUAGAUGUGGGCAUUGUUUAUGGGUUCGUAAAAACACAAUUUUGGUGAA